Oryza sativa Japonica Group (Japanese rice) is the source of this 762-nucleotide messenger RNA. RefSeq lists its product as uncharacterized. The record is from RefSeq and is a predicted model, not a curated record. NCBI's taxonomy places the organism in Eukaryota, Viridiplantae, Streptophyta, Magnoliopsida, Poales, Poaceae.
GGGCGAGGCGCGCGCAGGGAACGCGAUCGAUCGUAGCCAUGGCCGCCGCCGGAGAGGAGAAACCGUUGCCGGCGGAGGAAAUCCAGGGGAUCAACGACGAGGCGGAGCCGCAUCCCCCGAGUCGUAACAAAGACUUCCUCCACAACGAGGAGUUCCAGCGUGUGAUGCGCGACGUCGUCGUCGGCCCGGAUUACGUUCCCGGAGGAUAUGCGUUGAGGAUUCUCACAGACCCAGCUACUGCGUUCGAAGAGCUCCUAGAGUACUACCGUAAGGCCGGUCUGAUUGAAGGCCAAGUCUGGAAGCGUUAUAACAUCUUCGAGGAGGUGGAGGGGUUGGAUAACUCGCAGGAUGAGAUAAAGAUGGAGGAAGAGCCGAUGAAAGUGGAAGAGGCCGUUCGCUGCCGAGGCAGAGACGCGACCCCUGAUUGCCCCAAUGAGGUGAAGAAACGGCGCUUGAUGGACUCAGAUCGCGAAGCGGUGCCAUGCAACCUCCCUCAGGAGUGCCUCAGCAACUCUUGGUAUGCUGCCGUUUGAGCUGUAUUAACUCGAUAACUGAUGAUUUGUUAUCGAUGAUUGUGACUUCUGUUAGCAUCCACAGAUAAUAUUUUGGUGUAUGCGUCUAUUCCCUAUCGUAUGAUUAUAUUUCCAAAACAAUUUCUUUCUAUACUUACCUAUGUUCCAGACUGACCCAUAAUUUGUACUCUGUUUACAACUGUGGUUUAUUGGGUUCUUGUGUGGAGUAAACUGAUUUCUAGUUCACAAA